UUCAUUGAAGCCUGCAAAUAAAAUUCAUCCUCUUCAACUUCAUGCACCCAGAUCUCAUUUCCCAGAUGUGGACCCAAAAAUCUCCCAACUCCAAACCCUAGCUCAAUCCACCAGCAUUUGCACUUCCAAUCGCCACCGAAAUUCAGGAGUAGUGUAGUGUUUUGGUAACAAUAUGCAGCACAUUCCGAACACGAUUGAGGACCAGUUGAUAUUGAAAGCAAUCAAGGAAGAAUGUCCUUGGGAGAGUCUUCCGAAACGGCUUCAAGCCGUUCUGAAUUCCAAGGAAGAAUGGCACAGAAGCUGUUUCCUUAUCACCUUGCGGAGUAUGUUUGCCGUGUAAUGAGGGUAUCACCUUUCAGAUAUUACUGCGAUAUGAUUUUUGAAGUCAUGAAAAAUGAGCAACCUUAUGACAGCAUCCCGAAUUUUAGUGCUGCAGAUGCUUUGCGACUUACAGGAAUAGGAAGAAAUGAAUUUAUUGAUAUCAUGAACAAGUGUAGAUCUAAGGUACAGUUUAAAAACAUUUAUAUGGUAACUUGCUUGCUAGUACCUACAUUUGUCUACACACCUCUAUCAAUUUUAGUCUUUCUUGAUGUAUAAAAAUGAUUACCGAUCUUCACAUAUUUACAACCUGAUAUUUGUAGAAGAGCCGUUAUAUCAGUAUGAUUAUAUGGAUUCAUUUUUUAUGGGUAAAUUAUGCUUUCACCCCUUUUAUUCGUAAAGAAAAGAUUCUCCCACUUUGG
Messenger RNA from Camellia sinensis, 740 nucleotides. NCBI's taxonomy places the organism in Eukaryota, Viridiplantae, Streptophyta, Magnoliopsida, Ericales, Theaceae. The record is from RefSeq and is a predicted model, not a curated record.